AUGGUUAACCAUUCGCGGGGGAAGGACGCGGGGCAUCCCCCCCAGUGCCUCGCCACACUAAUUACUUGUAGUACUGCUUUGAGUGCUCCUAUAACUCCUGCUACUUGUGCAACUGCUGCCACAACAGCCACUGGUACCAUCCCUGGCAAUACUUGUAACACUGCGAAUUCGACCGCCACUGCUCCUCCUCCUACUAGCAGCAGCGCAAGCAACAGCAGGACGCUAAAAAACGCAGCUCCAACAAUACACUCUGCUGCUGGAUUCUCCCGCAGUUUGUUGCUGUCUCACUGCCCAAGGCUCCUUUCGCUUCUCUGUCUCAUCGCCCUCCUCGCUGCGCCUCUGUUAACCGCUGCUCGGGACGAGCACCUGCAGCUAACGCCAGCGCAGCAGGGGGAACUGCAAGAAAGCGAGGAGACAGCAAUGCCACCGACUCUUACGGAGCGAGAGGAAGCUCCAUCCGAAGACUCGACUGCAGACUCCUUCACAGGCCCCUCUCAGCUAGCAGAAGAAAGAGCCAACAAGUUCAUCACCAAUGCUCCUGGAGCUCCCGCAGACGGAGGCAUAAAGGCGGAUCAGGAAAUGUGUGCUUGGAUGUUUGAUUCGCUCAUCGCAUACUUCGAGGUGUUUUUUGCUCAGGGUCCUAGUGAAGAACCUCCAAUGCCCCCUUCCGUUGAGGCGCUCCACGAGAAGCAUGCACAAGUGCCUGCUUUUGUUACGUGGAUGAAACGCCGCAGCGGGCACUGGGGCUUUAAAGAGGAAGACGUCAAUCUACGAGGAUGCAUUGGCUCUCUUGAACCGAUUCCCAUCACCAAACUCAAGAACUAUGCACUACUUAGUGCGCUAAAUGACUCACGUUUCAAUCCCAUAACGCCGUCAGAAAUUCCUGAACUCAAAUGCCACGUAUCUCUUCUGCACAGUUUCGAACGCGGGAAGGAUCCAUAUGACUGGGAUGUUGGUCUGCAUGGUAUCAUUAUCAACUUCACUGCAAAGGGCAGAGGGGGCUUAAAGAAUUACCAGGCGACAUAUCUGCCCGAGGUAGCGGCCGAGACGGGAAUGAGCAAGGAAGAGACUAUUACAUCCCUGGUGCGUAAGGCAGGCUACACGAAGGGCCCUGUGGAUGCAACCCUCAUAUCUGGAAUCUCUUUGACGCGCUACCAGUCUUCCCAAGCGCGUCUUGAUUACGACAAUUAUAUAAAGCUUUUCGGGCAUCUUUCGGAAAGGAAAGCACAGGCCUAG
Molecule: messenger RNA, 1236 nt
Organism: Cyclospora cayetanensis
Lineage: Eukaryota; Apicomplexa; Conoidasida; Eucoccidiorida; Eimeriidae
Exons: 7
Coding region: 1-1236 (411 amino acids)
Source: RefSeq, a predicted model, not a curated record